This is a messenger RNA of Lachnellula hyalina, 2097 nucleotides long. RefSeq names its product mRNA-capping enzyme (gene Rngtt). The coding region runs from base 1 to 2097 and encodes 698 amino acids. Lineage: Eukaryota; Fungi; Ascomycota; Leotiomycetes; Helotiales; Lachnaceae. Gene Ontology annotation, biological process: dephosphorylation. The record is from RefSeq and is a predicted model, not a curated record. The transcript has 2 exons. Gene Ontology annotation, molecular function: protein tyrosine/serine/threonine phosphatase activity.
AUGGCCCUGCCGGACAACAUACCCUGGCGGAUAUCAGGCGCAUCGAAUAAAUUAAACCUACAAAUUCAAGCGGUCGCAUCGAGUCUUCGCCCGUUCUUUCCACAAACCUCGAAGCUUGAUAUAUUGGGAAUGUUUCUCUGUAGUUCCUUGCCUCUGAUCGUCUUUUGGCAUCUUGGAAGGCGGCGGACCAGGAAGUCAAUAAGCCAGGGCUUUACAGAUGACUCAUUUGCAGGAAAGGACACAGAUACAAAUGGCAAGUCCUUUGACAUACCAAAAGUACGCAGGACUAAUAUGUGUUUGAUACUAGAAGCGGAAGCAUCAGACCCUAGCCUUCUAAAGAAGCACUCGGUAAUCCGAUCCUACCAAACGAGCCGAUUUACAUAUCCCUCCCUACGUAUCUUUUUCCGAGAACAUCCGCAGUUCGAGAAGCUACCUACAGAACCAGCUCGGUUGCCCUUGCUCGUCUUUAUACAUGGUUUUGGAGGUUCGGUCGCACAGUUUCAUCCAUUGCUGACGAGCUUGGUAAACCUCUCGUCAUGUCUCUCCAUUGAUCUCCCAGGUUGCGGGGUAUCCAAAUUCGCCCCGAAGGACUGGGAUGCAUAUACAAUGGAGAGCCUAGUGGAACUUCUAGGUCUCAUCAUUGAGGACUAUAGGAGAGAGGACCAGAAUGUUGUCCUCAUCGGUCACAGCAUGGGAUGUUCGCUCUCCGCAAUGCUUGCCACGAAAAGCAUGAGCUUCCCCAACUCGUUAGCAGAGCACGUUGUAGGUUUGGUUGCGGUAUGCCCUCGAGCCGAAGCCCCUUCUCCGGAUGAGGUCUCUAUGUUCAGGAAGCUGCUGUGGAUACCGUCACCAAUCUUCAAUGUUUGGAGAAACUAUGAUAAGAGAGGUGGGAAGGACAGCGCAAGUGUGUCUCGUUUUGUUGGAGCAGAUGCAGAUGAUGAGACGAAAGCGCUUCAAUACCGUUUCAACUACCAGAGCAAGACACCAGUUUGGAGACGAAUGGCUUCCGGAACUUUGCCAAACUAUGAAAAUGGAGUUGCCAAGGGCGGAUUUCCGGGUAAAGAUGUUUGGGCAGGUCUUGAAGUUCCUGUGUUCCUAGUUGCUGGCGAAGCUGAUAAUAUCACCAAGCCGGGGGAGAUUCAGAAGAUUGCCUCUUUCUUAGGAAAGUCUCACCCUAUCCAGAGUGAAAUGGAUGAGGCUAGUGAGUCGGUCGUUGAUCCUGCUUUUCUCGUUGAUAUAUCGACUGAAGCUCGCAGUCCCGGGCCAAGCAAGGCGGGAAAGUCCAUCAGACCGGAAUAUUUCCUGGAAACGAAUCCUGACACAGCAGAAGAAAUGUACGAAGACCCCUCAACGCCAAAUGAUGGACUCUCAACCGUGCCUCCACAACCAUCAAAGCCAAAGAAAGUCCUGAAAACUACAAUACUUCCAAGCCCAGCUUCACACGCCCUUCUCUACCAACCAGCAACCGUCAGAAUUCUCGCUGGACUUAUUUCAGACUUCCUCUGCACUCAGGUCUCGCCACGACUAUCUCUUGGCUGGCAACUCCAAUAUCUCAGCGAUGCCGGCAAAUGGGAUGUAAAGAAUCUAGCAAAGUGGAAAGCAGUCAAGCCCGUCUCGGAGCCUAUUGAUGGCAUCUUCAGGGCAAUGAAGACCUUGCGAGAAGUCGAUGAAACCCAUUCGCCUGAUGUCUUUGUGAAGGAAUGGGGUUCUGAAAUUACGGAUGUCGUUGAUAUAUCACACGAGAGUCCUGUAUAUGACCCAAGAGGCCUCGAAAAAGGAGGAAUUCAAUAUCAUAAAUUCCCUACCGUCUCCAAGAUUCCGCCUACAGAAUCCGAAGUAGCAUCCUUCAUCGCCCUAAUCGACCGCAUUAGGGACGAGCAGACAAAGCCCGCUUACAUUGCAGUCCAUUGCCACUACGGCUUCAAUCGAACAGGCUUCUUCAUCGUAUGCUACCUGAAAGAACGGUGUGGGUACACGCUGCCGGCUGCCAUUUCCGAAUUUGCCGAGAAGCGGCCGAAGGGAAUCAGACAUGCCCAUUUCUUAGAUACCCUUUUUGUUAGAUAUUGUGUUGGUUUGAAGAGAGCGCCGACGUUAUAA